Molecule: messenger RNA, 3799 nt
Organism: Homo sapiens (human)
Lineage: Eukaryota; Metazoa; Chordata; Mammalia; Primates; Hominidae
Gene: SYT5
Product: synaptotagmin 5
Exons: 9
Coding region: 351-1511 (386 amino acids)
Biological process (GO): regulation of calcium ion-dependent exocytosis
Cellular component (GO): neuron projection; proximal neuron projection; synaptic vesicle membrane
Molecular function (GO): clathrin binding; phosphatidylserine binding; phosphatidylinositol-4,5-bisphosphate binding
Source: RefSeq, a predicted model, not a curated record
ACACGGGCACACACGCGCGCACGGGAUCCUGCUCCGCUCCGCGGCUCCCCCGCCCCGGAGAGCUCCGCGAUCAGCACCCGGGACAGCGCCACCGCCCACGUGCAGGGGGUGGGGUCCGGGCGGGGCUGGCGCCUCGGCGUCUCCCGGGAGUGUCCCGUCCAGCCGCCGAGCAGGUAGGAGCUGCUGGGACCCCCGCCCUCAGCCCAUCCGCAUCCGCAUCCCUAGAGGAAAGGGGUGUGCGAGUGGGGGCUGGGGCACUGGGGAGACAACCAGAGGGAGGGCAGCAGCCUGAAGCGGAGAGACAGGGAUCUGGGGACGCGAGACAGAAAAGACUCCAGGACCCCGCCACCAUGUUCCCGGAGCCCCCAACCCCGGGGCCUCCAUCGCCCGACACGCCUCCCGACUCCAGUCGCAUCAGCCACGGCCCAGUGCCCCCCUGGGCCCUGGCCACCAUCGUGCUGGUCUCAGGCCUCCUCAUCUUCAGCUGCUGUUUCUGUCUCUACCGGAAGAGCUGUCGGAGGCGGACAGGCAAGAAGAGCCAGGCCCAAGCCCAGGUCCACCUUCAGGAAGUGAAGGGGCUGGGCCAGAGUUACAUAGACAAGGUGCAGCCAGAAGUAGAGGAGCUGGAGCCAGCACCAUCCGGGCCAGGGCAGCAGGUGGCAGACAAGCAUGAGCUAGGACGACUGCAGUACUCCCUGGAUUAUGACUUCCAGAGUGGCCAGCUGCUGGUGGGCAUUCUGCAAGCAAUGGGAUUGGCAGCCUUGGAUCUUGGUGGCUCCUCGGACCCCUAUGUGCGGGUCUACCUGCUGCCGGACAAACGGAGGCGGUACGAGACCAAGGUGCAUCGGCAGACGCUGAACCCUCACUUUGGGGAGACCUUCGCCUUCAAGGUCCCCUACGUGGAGCUGGGGGGCAGGGUGCUGGUCAUGGCGGUGUACGACUUCGACCGCUUCUCUCGCAAUGACGCCAUCGGGGAGGUGCGGGUCCCUAUGAGCUCCGUGGACCUGGGGCGGCCAGUGCAGGCCUGGCGGGAGCUGCAGGCGGCUCCGCGGGAGGAGCAGGAGAAGCUUGGGGACAUCUGCUUCUCCCUCCGCUAUGUCCCCACGGCCGGGAAGCUCACCGUCAUCGUCCUGGAGGCUAAAAACCUGAAGAAGAUGGACGUAGGAGGACUGUCAGAUCCAUACGUCAAGGUCCACCUGCUGCAGGGCGGCAAAAAGGUGCGGAAGAAGAAAACCACCAUCAAGAAGAACACUCUGAACCCCUAUUACAACGAAGCUUUCAGCUUCGAGGUGCCCUGUGACCAAGUCCAGAAGGUGCAGGUGGAGCUGACCGUGCUGGACUACGACAAGCUGGGCAAGAACGAGGCCAUCGGGAGGGUGGCCGUGGGGGCGGCCGCCGGCGGGGCUGGCCUGCGGCACUGGGCGGACAUGCUGGCCAACCCGCGGCGGCCCAUUGCCCAGUGGCACUCGCUGCGGCCCCCGGACCGAGUGAGGCUGCUGCCUGCGCCCUGACUCCCACCCCAAGCCCCCGGCCAAGCCUGGACUCUAGCCCCUGACCCCAGACUCCCGAGACCGGCCAAAGCCAAGCCAGCCCCACCCUUAAGCUUCCUCUGACGGUUACCCUCCCCCCACCUUCCACCCCAACCAUCUGAACCAUUCCUGUCUUCUCACCCCCAACGAUGCCAAUCACGACAACUUUCCAGCACACUCCCCCGACCCUCGCGGACACACCCAGAUGCCCCAGGGACCCCGGGAAGGGAAGGCAGCCUGGUUUCUCCUGCCCCCGGGUCCUGCCCCCUGCUUUGACAAUCAGCCAUCCUCGUCUGCUCUCCUCUCUCUUCCAACACAGCCCAUCCCUGCACUGCUCCUGGGGCCAAAUAAAUAUUCAGCAGCUCCGGUGGCCUGGGCCCAUGCUCCUUGAUGGGGGUGGGCAAGGGCUGGGACCCAAGAGGAAACCUCGUUUCCAGGAAUGGGCGCUCGCAGGGCGGUGUGAGUGCUGUUCGUCCUGAAAGCCUCUGAGAGACUGGCCUGACCCCAUGGACUCCCUCACACUCUCACCCGUUCAUUCCUCACUCACCACUCUGAGCCUGGGUUUCCUCCUCUGGAGAAUGUUGGGAUAAUAAUAAUUCCUGCCACACGCUGGCUGUGAGGAGUCCGCGAGAACUCCCUUGCUUGUCCAUGAAUUUAUCCACUCGCUUGCUCACCCAUGACUCACAUCGAUUUUCAUACCCAUUUCUGCAUCCCUCCCUCCCUCUCUUUUUUUUCUUCCUUCCAUUCCAUAUUCCCUGAGGUCUUCUGUUGAGUGCUGGGGCCCCAGAAUAUCCAAACACAGACCUGACCCCCCAAGCGACUUACUGCCAUCAAAACAAAGGAGAGGCGCGGAGCCAGGGAAUACAAUCUCCAGAGCCUGCGAGAGAGGUUGGAGUUCAGCAAGGAAAGCCAAUGAUUUCAACUUCACCUCUUUCUUUUUUCUUUUCUUUUUUCCUUUUUGUUUUCUUUCUGUCUUUCCUUUUCUUUCUUUUUCUCUUGUUUUUUUUUUGUUUGUUUGUUUUUUUGUUUUUGUUUUUGUUUUUUUGAGAUGAAGUCUCACUUUGUCGCCCAGGCUGGAGUGCAGUGGCACGAUUUCGGCUCACUGCAAGCUCCUCCUCCCGGGUUCACGCCAUUCUCCUGCCUCAGCCUCCCGAGCAGCUGGGACUACAGGCGCCCGCCACCACACCCGGCUAAUUUUUUUGUAUUUUUAGUAGAGACGGCAUUUCACCGUGUUAGCCAGGAUGAUCUCGAUCUCCUGACCUCGUGAUCCGCCCGCCUCGGCCUCCCAAUGUGCUAGGAUUACAGGCGUGAGCCACCGCGCCCGGCCCUUCUUCUUUUCUUUUCUUUUCUAUUUCUUUUCUUCUCUUCUUCUUUUUUUUAAUUUUGAGACGGAGUUUCGCUGUUGUUGCCCAGAAUGGAGGGCAAUGGUGCAAUCUCGGCUCACCGCAACCCCUGCCUCCCGGGUUCAAGCGAUUCUUCUGCCUCAGCCUCUUCUUUCUUCUUUUUUUGACAGGGUUUCUCUGUGUACCCUGGCUGGAGUGCGGUGGGGCAAUCAUAGCUCACUGCAGCCUCAACCUCCUGGGCUCAGGGGAUCCUCCUGCCUCAGACUCCUGAGUAGCUGGGACCACAGGCACAUGCAACCAUGCCUAGCUAAUUUUUUCUUUUCUUUUCUUUUCUUUUUUAGAGAUGGGGUCUUGCUAUGUUGCACAGGCUGGUUUCAAACUCCUGCAAUCCUCCUGUGUGAGUAGCUGGGACUGUAGACAUGAGCCGCCGCAUCUGACCUCAUUGUUCUUUCAACGAAUGCUGCCUCCUACUCUGUUUCUAGCAAAGAUGAUAGUUCCAUUGGCUUCUACCUUAUCUCAUCCCAUACAGAAUUUUGGGUGGUGAACAAAGACCUAUAAGAUUUGGCCAGAGAACUCUCUGAGCAGCAGAUUAAGUGGAGAAUGAGGCAAAAAUUACCCCCACGUACCAAAAAAGGAGGCAGCAAACAAACUUACUUGCUCCUAAGCUUCCUGGUAGCCAAUCGGGAAAGUGAAAAUAGAACAGCUACACAGAUUAUAAUAUCCAUGAGAUUUUUAAUUUUUCUCCAAAGGAAUUCAGUAACUUUUCAUGUGUGUGAGUGUGUGUGUGUGUGUGUGUGUGUGUGUGUGUGUGUGUGUGGCUGUAGAGCAUGUCUUUAUGAAGACAGCCCUUUAUGUUACUACUAUUACUGCCAAUAAUAAUCCUCACAGCAAACUCAUGAAAUAAACAUGAUCAUUAUUCCCAGUUGA